This is a messenger RNA of Daucus carota subsp. sativus, 1501 nucleotides long. Its product is annotated as probable protein S-acyltransferase 23. The transcript has 12 exons. Gene Ontology annotation, biological process: protein targeting to membrane; peptidyl-L-cysteine S-palmitoylation. NCBI's taxonomy places the organism in Eukaryota, Viridiplantae, Streptophyta, Magnoliopsida, Apiales, Apiaceae. Gene Ontology annotation, cellular component: endoplasmic reticulum; Golgi apparatus. Gene Ontology annotation, molecular function: protein-cysteine S-palmitoyltransferase activity. The record is from RefSeq and is a predicted model, not a curated record. Bases 83 to 1105 code for a protein of 340 amino acids.
AUUAAAAUUCAAAAAGAAAAUCUUGGCAAAAAAAUAAUUCAAAAAGAAAAUAAAAAUCAGGUAAAUUCAAUUCAAGUCAGCCAUGAAUCAUCAAUUCAAGAAGAUGAAAAUGGUGGCAGAGAAGCUGAUCACAAUAGAGAGCACAGUUUCAUCGGUUUCCGUGCUAUUCAUUCACUCUGCUCUGUUCUUGGUUGCUCACUUUUUGCCUUCUUUUCCUCUUCUAACCCUCCUUUCUAUUUCAGCUGGGGUGAUGCUUCUUGUUGUGGGUUUGGGGAGGGCUUGCAAGAAGCUUCUUGGGGUGCGUGGCUCAGCUCCUGCUUUUGUUGUUAUAAACAUAUUGUAUGUUUGGAUUGUGUAUCUCAUUGUGAUUAGACCAGGGGUUUCAUAUAAAUUGGAUAUUGUAUUCAACUCAGAGCUUGUCAUUCUUCUGCUUGGUCUAUGUAGAAUUCUGUCUAGUGACCCAGGUUAUGUUGCAUAUGGAUAUUCCAAUCCUGAAAAACUUGUUGCGGAUCCAUUGCUAGAUGUUGAAACACCCUUGCAGGAGUCCGAGCUCGCAAGCUGUGAAACGUACAAAGGCUGCGCUUCUAAUGAGAAAAAUGGUCAGGAAUCUACUCUACUGCAGAGGAUAAGGUUUUGUAGAAUGUGCAAGGUGUAUGUAAAGGGAUUUGACCACCAUUGUCCUGCCUUUGGAAACUGCAUAGGUCAAAAAAAUCGUGUUCUCUUUAUUACUCUCCUGGUUGGAUUUAUUUUGUCAGAGGCUUCUUACAUUGCUUGCUUAUCACAAUUUGCAAAAUCUUAUACUGCGGACAAAGACGUGGAAAAGCCCAGUUACUCUAGUACUUUGGCUGGUAGCACUAUGCUAUUCUCUCUUCUACAAGUGUUGUGGCAGAUUGUCUUCCUGAUGUGGCACUUAUACUGUGUAUGUUUCAAUAUUACAACUGAUGAGUGGAUAAACUGGAAAAGAUAUCCAGAGUUCCAAUUGGUGGUACAGCUUCAACUAGGUUUUGACUGUUCAGGACAACCAGCAUCACGGACAGUGUUUACAAAUCCUUAUAAUCAUGGAAUUUUGCAAAAUCUGAAGCAUUUCCUAAAAGCUAAAGAAUGAUAUAUGCUCUGGUACCACUAUAUGGUUGUGUUUCCAGCACAGGUUUGGAUUAACAUGUGAUCCCAUUCUACUUUCAGUCGAGACAUUCCAAGUACUCGAUUCAGUUGGUAAUGCAAGGGAUCUUCACUCGUUAUCUAAAUGAGAGGGAUGGUCUAUUGGCUCCUCUAAGUGAGGAUGUCUGGCAACAAAUGCUAGCAAGGUUUUGGCCAUCAGGCCUUUGAGAAGGAUCUCUAGCAACCACUUACUUGAGCUCUAGAGCUUCAGUCCUUGUGAAGAACUUAUUGUAUAUUGUAAUAAAUUUGCUAAAUAACAAUAUACUUGUUGAGAUAAAUUUUAAUGAAAUGUAUUAAAGUACUUUGUAAUUUUAUAUCUUAAACAAGGACAUUAAACUUUCAA